AUGGCCGCCACAAAGCGACACAAGCCGCUGAUUGACCCGACCCUGCCCUCAGAGCGCGUCUUCAAUGCCUUGUUCCGUGGCGACUUGCAGUUCGUACAAAGUGCCACGUCUUGUUUCGACUGGGAGCAGGUGAGCCUGAAGUAUGGUACUCCUCUCCAGGCGAUCGUAGCUGGUGCAAUCUGGGACUUCGAUGAACCUGAGCGGAAGUUUUCAGAGCGGCUGGAGCUGCUGUCCUGGUGCAUCUCGCAAGGCGCUGAUCCCGAGCAGCAUGCCCACGGCAAGGUCUUCGGAAGGGUGCAGAUCGAGAGGGAUGACCUGAUCCUUGCCGGGACCUCCGCCCAGUCCCUCAUACGCACAGUCCACACCUUCUGUCGCCAAGAGUUCCUGACUGACUUGGAUCCGCAAUCCUUGCUUUUGCCACGGCUGAAAGCCAUGCAGAAGUUGCUGACAGCCUUGGCACGGCCAAAGUGCUUUUCCGUGGUCCAGUCAGUUGCGGGCCACAUGUGGGCGGAGAUCUGCCACGAGCCGGAGUACGCAGACGUCACAGUCCUCAGCCGGCCCAUGACGGACAAAGGUCUCCGCUGCGUGUUCCUAGCCCAUUCUGUGCUGCUUUGCCACGCCUCGCCGGUUUUCAAGGCGAUGUUGAAAGAAAGGGCGUGGCGAGAAGGUGACAACCAUCGGAUCAUUUUGGACGAGCCGCCAGGCGCAGUCGACAUCUUCUUGUCCAUGCUUUGCAGCGGCGUCUUGCCAGACGAGUACACUUGCCAGGAGAUCGCGACGGCGGCUGAGAUGGCCGACAAGUACCAGGUGGACACUAUGAUCCCCGGACUCGUUGCCCAGAUGAGGCGGAGGAUGUCGGUCGACAACUUUGCGACCCUGUGUGCGUACGCCCUGAAAUACAGCAACCUGGCCAUGAUCGGGGAUUGCGAGGCCUUUGUGCGAAAGAAGGCCCAGCAGGGCGAGAUUCGACCCGAGAGCCGAUGGAGCAACGCCACGCACGAGACCAUGAACUUCAUCACCGAGACGCUGAACCUCUACACCUUCACGGUCGAGAGCCGGACCUUGUUCGCCUCCGAGCUGCUCUUCUCUCCAUCCUUCCUGCACCUACUGCAGGGCAUGGCAGCCGACCCUUCCUCGGCCGCUGUGCAGUUCCAGGAGCUCUGGAUUCAACCCUGGCUGAUGGCCACGGCCGUGGAUGAAAAGAGGUUCGAUGGCUUUCAGACGCUGGUAAGGCUCUUGGUUCGACUGCUGCUGGGCACUGGUGACGAAGACACGAUUUUCCUCGCUCAGUUCUUCUUAGCUACUGGCUUGACCUGGAGCCAUUUCGUGGAUGUGCUGCUGAACUCCACGGCAGGGAUCUCAGAGGAACUCCCGCUGGGCGGACCCCUGGCCUCCCAGGAAUCGGCUGGGAAGAUCUGGCUGGUGGAUCACUCGCUGCUGCUACCGAAGACUGGGCAGCACGGCAACGUGGCUCAAGGAAAGCUUCUCCUGUCGCGCGUGAGCUACGAUGUCCAAGCUCCAAUUUCCAUGCUGCCCGCCUCCUUCUCAGUGACCCUGGGGGCAGGCGUGGCGAGCAGCGCCCCGCUGCCGUACAUGGCACUCUCGGAGGUGUCGCUCCAAUUCCAGUACCAGCUCUCCGCGCUCCUUGAUCACGUGGCCAUUGCAGCUCCCCCCGUCCGGCUGGAUGGCGCGAACGGCAGCCUGCUGGAGCACAGUGGUCGUCUGCCCAUCGCCAGGGCGGCCGCUGCAUCCUCCGCCGUCUUUGGCGGAGCGCUGGUCGACGGACUGGCUGCUGCAGAGGUGUCUAGCCUGCUCAAGGCCGAGGUGGGUGUGUGGAUCAGCACUGGCAGCCAGGGCCAGGGCUUCUUCAGCGUUGCGGAGCAGCUCCUGGAUAGCUUGCGCGCCGACAUCAGCGCCACGACGUUGGGCAGCUUAGCACGGGGGGCCGUGCAUGCGCUGUUGGACGGCGGCUACUCCGAUGGCACUGGCAUCGCUCAAGCUGUGGCCGCAGGUGCCACUGAGGUCGUGGCGGUGCUGAACAGCUUCUCUACGAAUGAUGCCACCUACGUCGCGCAGCUGUUCCCCAACGCCACGACGCCUCUGAAGCCCGGGGUACCGGCGCAGCUGUUCCCCGUCUUCGUGCCCGGGCGCAAGCAGGGGCUCAGGGCUUCGUAG
Symbiodinium natans is the source of this 2175-nucleotide messenger RNA. The record is from the annotation of a GenBank genome assembly. NCBI's taxonomy places the organism in Eukaryota, Dinophyceae, Suessiales, Symbiodiniaceae.